AUGAGCGGCAAGCUUGCUAGCGAGUACCCCGCUUGGAAGAAGCUUCAGGAGAUCUACAACAGCGAGCAUGGCAAGCUCGUUCUCAAGGACCUCUUCGCUCAGGACCCGGAGCGGUUCGCAAAGUUCAGCCGCGAGUACACCGCGGAGGACCCAUCCGUGACCUUCCUCCUCGACUUCUCGAAGAACCUGAUCACCGAGCCCAUCCUCGCCACCCUCCUCGACCUCGUCCGUGAGGCCCAGCUCGAGUCCUUCCGCGACAAGAUGUUUGCGGGCGAGCACAUCAACACCUCCGAGGACCGCGCGGUGUUGCACGUCGCGCUGCGCAACUUCGAUGACUUCAAGAUUCAGGAGGCCGGUGCCGACGAGGUCGCGAAGGUGCUCGCGCACAUGAAGGAAUUCACGGUGGCGGUCCGCAGCGGUGCGUGGAAGGGGUACACGGGCAAGACCAUCAACACGAUCGUCAACAUCGGUAUCGGCGGCUCGGACCUUGGCCCGGUCAUGGUCACCGAGGCGCUCAAGCCGUACGCGAAGCGCGACCUGACCGCCCACUUCGUCUCGAACAUCGACGGCACGCACCUUGCGGAGACGGUCCGCGAAUGUGACCCGGAAACGACGCUCUUCAUCAUCGCGAGCAAGACGUUCACGACCCAGGAGACGAUCACGAACGCCGAGUCCGCCCGCGACUGGUUCCUCGCCACCGCGAAAGACAAGGCGCACGUCGCGAAGCACUUCGUAGCGCUCAGCACGAACACGAAGGCCGUCACCUCGUUCGGCAUCGCGGAGGCAAACAUGUUCCAGUUCUGGGACUGGGUCGGCGGCCGCUACUCGCUCUGGUCCGCCAUCGGUCUCUCAAUCGCGCUCGUCAUCGGCUACGACAACUUUGAGCAGCUGCUCAAGGGUGCGCACGGCAUGGACAAGCACUUCACGACCGCACCGCUCGAGAAGAACCUGCCGGUGCUGAUGGCAGUCAUGGGCCUCUGGUACAAUGACUUCUACGGCGCGCAGACCCAUGCGCUCCUGCCGUACGACCAGUACCUCCACAAGUUCGCGGACUACUUCCAGCAGGGCGACAUGGAGUCCAACGGCAAGUCGAUCACCAAGGGGGGCCAGCGUGUUGACUACCAGACCGGCGUACCCCAUAUCUGGGGCGCGGCGGGCACGAACGGCCAGCACUCGUUCUACCAGCUCGUGCACCAGGGCACGAAGAUCAUCCCCGCCGACUUCCUCGCGCCCGCAACGACGCACAACCCCAUCGCGAACUCGAAGCACCACCGCAUCCUGCUCUCGAACUUCUUCGCGCAACCCGAGGCGCUCGCGUUUGGCAAGACGGAGGAGCAGGUGCGCGCGGAGCUCGGCUCCGGCGCGUCCGAUGCGCUCGUCAAGUCCAAGAUCUUCGAGGGCAACCGGCCGAGCAACUCCAUCAUGUUCCCUCUCCUCACGCCCGCGACGCUCGGCGCGCUCAUCGCCCUCUACGAGCACAAGAUCUUCACCCAGGGUGUUGUCUGGGGCAUCAACUCGUUCGACCAGAUGGGCGUCGAGCUCGGCAAGGUUCUGGCGAAGAACAUCCUCGGCCAACUCGGCAAGCCAGAGGACGUCACCGGCCACGACAGCUCGACCACCGGCCUUAUACACUACUAUCAGAAGUGGAGGAAGGAGUGA
This is a messenger RNA of Epithele typhae, 1659 nucleotides long. RefSeq names its product glucose-6-phosphate isomerase. NCBI's taxonomy places the organism in Eukaryota, Fungi, Basidiomycota, Agaricomycetes, Polyporales, Epitheliaceae. The coding region runs from base 1 to 1659 and encodes 552 amino acids. Gene Ontology annotation, cellular component: cytosol. The transcript has 5 exons. Gene Ontology annotation, molecular function: carbohydrate derivative binding; glucose-6-phosphate isomerase activity; monosaccharide binding. The record is from RefSeq and is a predicted model, not a curated record. Gene Ontology annotation, biological process: glycolytic process; gluconeogenesis; glucose 6-phosphate metabolic process.